Penicillium verhagenii is the source of this 246-nucleotide messenger RNA. RefSeq lists its product as uncharacterized. The record is from RefSeq and is a predicted model, not a curated record. The transcript has 3 exons. NCBI's taxonomy places the organism in Eukaryota, Fungi, Ascomycota, Eurotiomycetes, Eurotiales, Aspergillaceae. Bases 1 to 246 code for a protein of 81 amino acids.
AUGUUCGAGGCUAUCAAGACUUUCUUCACUGGCCGUGAGGCUACCCAGGAGAACCAGUGGGAUGCUACCACCGUCCAGAUGCAGCAGCCCAACAGCCCCGCUGGCAUGAACGAGACCGUUACCCAGCAGCCCACUACUGAGUCCAUGAACGCCGUCCACAUCCGUGGUGGUGGUGAGGGUGAGGAUGUUUGCUGCGGAGUCUGCGCUGGUCUCUGCUGCUUCGAGUGCUGCGAGUGCUGCUGCUAA